AUGGUGUACACUUCGUUGACUGACGUUCCUCGUAACCUCAAGGAGGGCAUUGACUGGUUGAUAGCCCUGAAGGGAACUGAUGCUGAGAGCAACCUGAAGGCUAUGGGCGCCGCAAUCUACGAUUUGCUCGCAGAAAAGCUUCCGGAAGUUCUCCCAGCAGAUGCCCCAGAAGGUCUCUCGGAAGGUCUUUCAGAUGAUAUCCCACAAGAAAUCCCGGAAGAUCGUCCAGAUGAUAUCCCACAAGAAAUCCCGGAAGAUCGUCCAGAUGAUAUCCCACAAGAAAUCCCAGAAGAUCAUCCAGCAGAUGUCCCAGCGGAUAUCCCAGAGGAUGUCGCACAAAAGGCUGCUGAGACUAAGCUGUCUAUAGCUCUGCAGCACAUAAAGCUUAUUUCCAUGGGUUUCAUGUGGAAAAGGGAACUUAGGAACUUGUGGCCCGCGAACGUGAUGCUGGGAGGUUUGGCUAGUUCCAUGGAUAAGACGCUUGACGAACUCACCAAUGCCAUGGGAGGCAGUCCUAAAACUGUCACAAAGAACUUAGGCAAAGUUGUGGAUGGUUGUGAGAGGUUCUUAGAAAAAAUAAAAAGCCCUGAUGAGUACAAGUCUGCUUACGGUUCUGAAGCGACGUGGGAGGCUUCAUGCUCGGAAAACCCGGCAGAUUGCGCAGCGGUCUUUGUGGGUAUUGCGCCUAUGUUAUUCAUAGGCUUAGAAUCUUUGAGGGAUGCUAGCGAAGCUGCAGAUAAGGGAGAGCCGAGUGAUUCAAAGAAACGCUUUGAAAAGGUAUUGAGUGUCUUCGGUUACAAAGCACCUCAACGCAAAUUUACCAUGAGUGAUUCGGAAGUAGUCGGGGCGUCUACGCGUUUGGGGUAUGUAUUGAAAGCCAUGGGUUUCGUUGAGCCGGAGUGUCGAGAAAGCCUGAGUGGUUCGGAGGUCCUCAAUGCGUUGAGCAAUGUGUCACAUGGCGUAACGUCCAUACUCGAUGAUGUUUCCGGAUUUGACUUUUUCUAUGGAUCUGACAAAAUAUGGGACCGGAAUGUCAAACAAUCUGUAGAGCCCGUGGAUUCUGCAGAAGGCGCGGAACCCGUGGAAGGUGUGGAAUCUGUAGAGCCCGUUCAAAAGGAAGAGGCUGUAGAAUUCGCGGAACUCGUGGAAUCUGUAGAACCCGUUCAGGAGGAACAAUUUGCAGGCGUUGAAGAACCCAUUCAAGCGGAACAAGCCGUGGAACCUGUAGGGUCUGCAAUUCCUACAGGCGUUGAAGAGCCUGCGAAGGCUACAAAACCUAAAAAGGGCAAGAAAGGCAAAAAGGGCAAGAAGGGUAAAAAGGGUAAAAAAGGUAAAAAGGGUAAAAAGGCUGCGAAAGCUGUAGAAGCAGGUCAGCAAUAA
This is a messenger RNA of Babesia ovata, 1380 nucleotides long. RefSeq lists its product as uncharacterized. Lineage: Eukaryota; Apicomplexa; Aconoidasida; Piroplasmida; Babesiidae. The transcript has a single exon. The record is from RefSeq and is a predicted model, not a curated record. Bases 1 to 1380 code for a protein of 459 amino acids.